This is a messenger RNA of Papaver somniferum (opium poppy), 3483 nucleotides long. Its product is annotated as protein SMAX1-LIKE 4-like. NCBI's taxonomy places the organism in Eukaryota, Viridiplantae, Streptophyta, Magnoliopsida, Ranunculales, Papaveraceae. The coding region runs from base 288 to 3410 and encodes 1040 amino acids. The transcript is spliced from 3 exons. The record is from RefSeq and is a predicted model, not a curated record.
UGUGAUUUUUAUUAAAGGGAUGGUUCAGAGAGUGAGAAAAGAAAAGAAAGAAACCCAUGAAAGUAAAGAACUACAAAAAGCAGCAGCAGCAGCUAGUUCUUAAGAAGUAGCAGCAGUGGAAACAAACUAACUUCAAAGCAAAAAAAAAAACAUCAUAAGAACUCAAACCUUGGGGAGGGAGAAACAAACUCAAAGAUAGUGUCUGUGUAGAGUGUUUCAUGAUCAUCUUCAUUCAGUUUCAGUCAAGUGUAUUAAGAGGGGUGUAGGGGUUUUUCAUUUAGGAAGUAAUGCGUGCAGGAGGUUUUACAUUACAGCAGACCCUCACAACAGAGGCUGCUUCAAUCUUAAAACAUUCAUUAAGUUUAGCAAAGAGGAGAGGGCAUGCUCAGAUAACACCACUUCAUGUUGCUGCAACAUUGUUGAGUGACUCAAGAACAAGCUUGUUAAAAAGAGCUUGUUUAAAAUCAAACCCUCAUUCAAAUUCUCAUCCACUUCAAUGCAGAGCACUUGAGUUGUGUUUUAAUGUUGCUUUGAAUAGAUUACCAACAACUCAUCCUAGUAGUCAUUUGCUUCAUCAUGGUGGUGUUGGUGGUGGUGGUGGUAAUCAGCCUUGUCUUUCUAAUGCUUUGAUAGCUGCUCUGAAAAGAGCUCAAGCUCAUCAGAGAAGAGGUUGUAUUGAGAAUCAGCAGUCUCAAUCUCAACAGCAACAGCAGCAACCUCUUUUAGCUAUUAAGGUUGAGCUAGAACAACUUACAAUAUCUAUCUUAGAUGAUCCUAGUGUUAGUAGAGUUAUGAGGGAAGCUGGGUUCUCUAGUAUUUCUGUCAAGAACAAUCUUGAAGACUUAUCAAUAUCUUCUUCACCUUCUUCUGUUUUUCAGUACAAUUCAGCUCCUUCUAGUACUACUUUUCUGUGUUCUCCUCCUACUCAUCAUGAUCAUAAUAAUAACUUCAUCAAUCAUAAUGGGUUUUGGCAAACCCAUUUCAUGUCUGAACAAAACCCAUUUCUGUUUCAUCCUAAGAAUCAUUUGAAAAACACUACCACCACCACCCAUGAUUUUAAUGAUUCAGUCAGUGAAAGAGAGAGGGAUUUAAGGCUAGUUUUUGAGGUCUUUGCUACUAGUGGCAAGCGAAGGAACACAGUUAUUGUUGGUGAUUGUUUAACAACAACUGAAGGUUUAGUUGAAGAGUUAAUGAAUAGAGUUCAGAGAAGUAUUAACAUUCCUAAUGAGUUAAGAUCAACCCAUGUUCUUAAGUUUCAGUUAUCUUUGAAGUUCAUGAAGAGAAAUGAAGUGGAGAUGAAGAUAUCUGAUUUGAGAAGUAAAGUAUCUUCUCUAGUGUCAUUAGGAAGUGGAGUUAUUAUCUAUAUUGGUGAUUUGAAAUGGGUUGUUGCUGAUGAAAAUGAGAAUCACAGUGGGUUCUUAGUUGAAGAGAUUGGAAGGUUAAUAUCAGAUUUCCGUUCAUCAUCAAAAGUUUGGUUAAUGGCUACUGCUGAUUAUCAAACUUAUAUGAAAUGUCAAGUUAAACAACCUUAUUCUCUUGAGAUGCAAUGGUUUCUUCAAGCUGUUUCUGUUCCUUCUGGUGGUCUUGGUUUAUCUUUACAUGGUUCUAGUGGAAUGCAGUCAAGGAUGAGUGUUUUGCAAAGCCAAUCUCAGAUGCAAGAAACUAAGCCAUUUGCUGCAGUGGAUGAGCAAGACAAGCUCACUUGUUGUGCUGAAUGUACCUCUAAUUUUGAAAGGGAUGCAGGGUUUUUCAAAUCAGGGCAACAGAAGUCGUCGCCGUCUUUCCUAAGUUCUGCUGGUGCUAAAGAAAUGGACAAGGGUUCAAAGCAGUUGCCUUACUGGUUGCAGCCUAAUCGAGCCGAUUCUCGUCAUCAGGAUGAUUUGGUGGAACUGAGGAGAAAAUGGAACAGAUUGUGUCAUAGCUUGCACCAUCCAAGGUCUAAUCAGCUUCAUCCUAAUUCUCCUUCGUUGUUCAACAACCGUGCUUCAUCAUAUCCGUGGUGGACUAGUGCUGCAGGAUCAAACUUGAACCAGAACAACACUUUCCGUGAAUCAGAGACAAAACUCAAUCAAACUUCAAAUCCUGUGGUUCAUUUUGGAACGCGCCAACCUUGUUCUAUUGACUUUGGUUUUAGCACUACUGGAACCCCAAAGCAAAUUCCAUCAGAACCAAGGCUUGAUUCUCUUAGAAGCAUGGAAAGCAAGGACUUAAAGAUCACACUUGCUCUUGGUAACCCAUUGUUCUCCGAUCAGAAGGAUUCUGCAAAAGAACAAGACUUGUGUAAGCUGCUGCAAGAAAAUAUCCCGUGGCAAUCCGAGACAGCUCGUUCAAUUGCAGAAGCUUUAAUCAACCCAGGACCAACCAAGAAGAAUGGGAAUUGGUUAUUCAUUCAAGGAACAGAUUUGGUUGCAAAAAGGCGAUUGGCACGAGCAAUUUCAGAGACAUUUUCUGGGUCUUCUUAUCAUCUUGUCAACAUGAACAUGAGAAGAGAAAAAGAGGCCAGCCUAAGUUGCAGAAUUCUCUUAGAAGCAUUGAAAUCCCAUGAAAGAUGCAUUGUUCUGAUUGAAGAAAUUGAUUUUGCUGAUGCACAUUUUGUUAAAUUUCUUGCGGAUGGCUUUCAAACUGGACGGCUCGAAGAUCACAGCGGGAGAGAAGUCAGUUUGUCUGGAGCCACAUUUGUUGCCAUGACAAGUACUUCUUCGGGACUUGAAGACGAUGGCAUCAUCUCCAUGAAAUUAGUAGUUGAAGCUGAAACAUGUCCUAGUUUGAGACCAACUGACUCAAGUCAUAAGCGCAAAGCCGAGUCAGAACUACCUAACAAGAGGCAAAGCCCACAAACCAGUGGAAGUGGAGACGAGAAGACGGGACAUGCCACAAAGGUAUUUUCGAGGCAAUCAAGCUCGAACACCCUUGAUUUGAAUCUGUUAGCAGUAGGAGACGAGGAAGAGGAAGACAGCGACGAACAGAAAACCUCAGAGUUCACUCCAGUUCCUAGUGAUCUGACUCAAGAAACAGAUUUAGCUUACGAGAAAACACAUUAUGGGUUCUUCGAGUCCUUCGAAAACCGGUUUGUUUUGGAUAGAACUUCAGCAUCUCACGACGAGAUGGCUGAGAACCUCAGGUCUAAAAUCAAUGGGGUGUUUGUAGAGGUGUUUGGGAAUGUAAAGAGAGGGUGUUGGUCUGUUGAUCAAGAGGUUUUGGAUGAAAUGGUUUGUAGUUGCGGUUCAUUUCUUGCAGACUUGUUUGACAAAUGGCUAAUAGACAUUUUUCAAACAAGUUUGCUAACGGUUAAAAAAGGCGGGGAUUGGGGUACAGUUAGGCUUACUUUUGGGGGUAUAAAAAAGGGGGGGAAUGGUAUAAUGGAGUUUGGGUAUAUGGGUUCAAAUCUUCCUACAAGCAUUCAAGUUUGAAUGAAAAUGUAUGGAAGAAGUUCAUGUAGAAAAGGAAAUGAAAUGACCAAGUGUCCUUUGUUUAAUCUCUUUA